CCUGUCCUUCAGAUGACUGCUGGCUCAGGAGCUGGGAAAGCUUUUUGAGGACCAGGUGAAAGCCACAUUUUGUGAUUCAGGAAAAUGGACUUGGAGGUCAGUGAACCAAUAGACUUUAGUUCUGGAGAUCAUCAACAUCUGGUUCAGAAAGCAGCAGAUGAUACUAUCCAGAGCAAGUCUGCUCGGUCCUACAGAACUUCAUCUUCAACUCAUGGGCCACAACAAACUCAUGGGAAUCCACGCUCCAAAGCUGGUGAGCGAGGGGAUACCUAUGUGGUAGAAAUUUCAGCAGAGACCACCACAGAGGACAGCAAUCCUUUAUCUGGCCCAUUCUCAGAAGCAGCUAUCCGCAGAGAUUUCAUCGUAAAAGUGUUCUUCCUCCUGUCAGUUCAGCUGCUGAUCACUGGGGCAAUCAUCAGCCUGUUUCUUUUCUGGAAGGCUUUAAGAGUUUGGGUGGUCAAGAAUCCCUGGUUCACCUAUGCACUCUUGCCAGCAUUUUUUGUUGUAUUUAUUAUACUUGCUUGCUGUGGGAAGCUCCACUGCCAGGUGCCUGCGAAUUACAUUCUUCUGGGAUUAUUUACAAUACUUCAAGGUCUGCUGCUAGGAACCAUGUCAGUUUUCUAUAAUGCCGAGGAAGUGUUAUGGGCAACAGCAGCAACCGCUCUAGUGACGAUAUCACUCGCUUUAUUUGCUCUUCAAACAAAAUGCGAUUUCACCUUGCUAAAUGGAAUGCUGUUUGUUUUACUCUUCGUACUUAUUACCUAUGGAACUCUCUUAAUCUUCAUACGAUCAUAUUGGUUGCAUCUAUUGUAUGCUGGACUUGGAACUGUGAUCUUCUCACUCUACUUGGUGAUGGAUGUACAGCUGAUGGUGGGAGGGUGCCAUCAUCAUUCUGACCUGGACCCUGAAGAGUAUGUUUUUGCUGCCCUGAACAUCUACAUGGACAUAAUCAACCUUUUCCUUUUUAUUUUGCAACUGAUUGGACUGGGACGGUAGUCAUACGGCCAAGGCUGGCUCGGGCUGAAAAGAGGGAAGGAGGAACGCCUGUGAAGACAUACAGAGGUUACCACACCAUUACCCCUUCUAUUUUAAAAUACUUAAUUUUUUUGUCAAAUGACAGUGAGCAUUCAGUAAAUGUUAGCUGUAGCUGUUAUAUAUUUUUAGUUCCACUGUCACAUUGCAAAACUUUCUGGCGGACGUUUCUGAUUUUUAUAAAUUCAAAAGGUGAGUUACAUAACUACACACUUACAAACAUUUGUAAGAUGCUCAUUACUUUGUGGACGUUUUCCAGGCACUAUUUAAAGCUGUAAUCAACAUCCCUCUACAUGAAUAAAAUUGAUUACAGAAACC
Molecule: messenger RNA, 1350 nt
Organism: Lipotes vexillifer (Yangtze River dolphin)
Lineage: Eukaryota; Metazoa; Chordata; Mammalia; Artiodactyla; Lipotidae
Product: protein lifeguard 2-like
Exons: 10
Coding region: 85-996 (303 amino acids)
Cellular component (GO): membrane
Source: RefSeq, a predicted model, not a curated record